Messenger RNA from Drosophila subobscura, 903 nucleotides. RefSeq lists its product as uncharacterized. Gene Ontology annotation, molecular function: succinate dehydrogenase activity; electron transfer activity. Gene Ontology annotation, biological process: mitochondrial electron transport, succinate to ubiquinone; tricarboxylic acid cycle. The record is from RefSeq and is a predicted model, not a curated record. The coding region runs from base 103 to 888 and encodes 261 amino acids. The transcript is spliced from 2 exons. NCBI's taxonomy places the organism in Eukaryota, Metazoa, Arthropoda, Insecta, Diptera, Drosophilidae. Gene Ontology annotation, cellular component: membrane.
CUUCGCUUCAACCAACUCGUCUCAAAGUUCACUUUUAAAUUCAUUCUAAGCUGAAAAUUCAUUGGAAAAACACAAAGUUCUCAACCAAAUUUCUCUUGAAAAAUGUACGCAGCUCGCUGCGUCACACGUUCGCUGCCGCGUUGCACGCCCCACUUGCAGCAGAUGCAACGCCAAAAGCCUUUGGUUCGGGCCCACAAUUUUCGUUAUCUGAGCGGCAAGAAUGCGGGCAAACCACCGCCAGUUGCAGGGGGAGCUGGAGCAGUUGUUGUGGCGCCACCAACGGGCAUAAUGCUGAAGAUAAUCAAGGCACGAAUCAUGCCCGAACUGGGCUACGAUGAUCGCAACAUGCGACUCGGGCGCAUACUCUCUCCCGCUCUCACGAUCUACAAGAAGCAGCUGACGUCGGUGCUGUCCAUUCUGCUGCGCAUGUCGGGCUUUGCCAUGACGCUGGGCGUCUGGGCGCUGGGUCUCUCGGGCCUCUGCUCGAAGCGCCACCUGAGCGAGUGGGCGGAGGAGUUGAAGAAGUGCGAAAUGAGUCGCAAUCUGGUCAGUGGCGCCAAGUUCGUGAUGAUCUUUCCCUUUGCCUAUCACGUGGUCGCCGGCACUCGCCAUUUGAUUUGGCAGCUGGACAUGUUCCUCACGAAGCCCGCGAUCUAUGCCACUGGCUAUGCCGCUGUUGUGUUGACAUUUUUGCUGGCUGCGGGCAUGACCGUGCUGAAGACUGGCGAAGAGAUCCAAAAGGAAGUUGUGGAUCUGACGGAGGCGGAAAAAAAGAACAAGGCUGAUGAGCAGAAGGUUCAGGCGGAGGCCAAACAAAAGGCGGAGGCAAAGGCCAAGGAGGAGCAGAAAGCGCAGGCCAAAAAGGCCAAGGAAGAGCCACCAAAGUAAGUGUCUUUCCCGAGU